Molecule: messenger RNA, 1924 nt
Organism: Porites lobata
Lineage: Eukaryota; Metazoa; Cnidaria; Anthozoa; Scleractinia; Poritidae
Source: the annotation of a GenBank genome assembly
AUGCAGAAAUCGCACUGCAACUCCUGCAACACAAUGCGAAUCCUGGACUUUACUACAGAAUUCCUCCCUAACAAUGGGGAUCUCGAGGAAUCCGUAUUAAAAAUUGUUGAAAGCAGCAAUAAACACUACAUCAAGGAUGCUCUUUGGAAGAGGCAGCUCAUGAAAGUCCAAAUGAAAACUCUCCUUGUGAGUUUGGACGAGGACGGAAUUUGUACAAAAGGGAGUUUAUCCAACGUUGUUUGUAGCCUGUUUGUUCAGUACUUUGCCAGUGGGAACUAUGGAUUUGUAAAGAUAUUAAACUGGAAUGAUCUGAUUGAUCAGGAGAUUGAAAGCACACGAGAGCUACUGAAGGAGGCCAUCUCUAUUCUCAAUAAGGUUCAUAUUUAAGCUUACUUACAACUCUCAUAUGUAUGGGCCUUAAAAAUUAGGGAGCUUCUCUUUUCAGCAAAUGUCUAAUGAGUUUCUUUUAGGUUGAGAAGGGCAAUAAUGUUUUCUAUUUAUUUUUAUUAUUAUUAUAAUUUUCUUUUUCUUCUGUUUUUUGUUCCUGUUUUAUUUUGAGGAGGAGUGGGGGUGUUAAGGGGAUCAUUAUUAGGGGUUGGGAAAGCAAGACUGGUGUAUGGAUGCUUCCUUAUUUUGGCUACUUUUCUAACCUUCCUGUAAAGAGCUGAAAACUGAUGGGGUGCUCUAAAAAGCUUUAGAUGGGGAGGCUCAGUGUUCCAGAUGGUCAAUUACUUGACAAUAAAAAGGCUUCCUGACGUGACAGAUGACAUAUAAGUGUUAUGUUACAUUUAACGAAAAAAAGUAGCAUGUGGUCUUGGUGACACCUCAGAUGGUGUACAUGACUCCCCGCUUUAAAGUAUUAACUAAAACACUGGAGGCUCAAUGCCCCGAGGUCCAACCCCUUGUCCUUUGUUUAUACCAUUUUUGACAGAAAAAGAUGCUUCCUUCGUAUUCCUUCUAUAAACAAAUGGUACUCCUCUUAGAUACCUAAUUAGAACUUUAUAUCCCUGCUGUAAAUGCCUUGUCUAGGUUAAAAUAUAAAUAAAUCACACAACCACAAUGUUUAUCUUCAAAAUGCAUCUGUUAGCCCCUUUUACAGACCAAAAUGACAGGUCUUCCUACCCUUUCAUAUACUUCAACCAGUGGAUUCCCCACACUUUCAUAUACCUAAGGCCUGAAAAAGGUACCCCUUCUGGGUGGAGCGUCCGUGUCCAUUAUAGGAAGAGGCCCUACCAGGGGGGGGGGGGGGUCCAUGUCAGCCAUCUGAAUUUUAAAAUGUCUCGUGUCAGUGUUUAUAAAUGCUUGUCACUUAUUGUCGGCUUUGCCGUCUCUGUCACAAUUUGGCCGAGGGAGGUUGUCUCUUCUCGGAUAUUCAUUUUACGCGCUGUCUUGGGCCAUGUCGCUUGUCGGAAUUUACCCUGGCAGGCCGGGCCUCUAGGGAGUACUCCCCAUCUGGGGUGCUGAACCUGAUAGAUAUAGUGCAUUGAAAUCCCAACUAACAAAGGCAGCAUUGAGUAGCAUUGAAUGUUAUAAUAAUUAAAGAAGGACGAUAUGACAAAAAUCUCUUCACGUCUUGUAUUGUUUUCUUGUAUUUUCCUCUAUAUUGACAAAUUGUCUUUAGGAAGUCCUCAGAUUAUGUACAGUCAUAACUGUACUGUAAUUAGAUUAUAAAGAUGAUAAAUUCCAAAUGGUUAUAUCUUGUAACGUAACAUUUUAUUUUCAAUUUUUGCAGUAUGCCCAGCAAAGUGGACAUAAAAGGUGUCAUGAAAUCUUCAGUGUUUUGACCAAGAAUCAUAGACUGAAAUUGGCUGGCAAACAUGGCUGGUCUCAACAAUCCAAGUGUUUGUAUUCGGCAGGAUUUCGCCUGAUAGAUACCAAGGCCUCAAUUGUGACAUUUGUCUCCUUGUUUACAAACCUGAUUUGA